Molecule: messenger RNA, 1482 nt
Organism: Colias croceus (clouded yellow)
Lineage: Eukaryota; Metazoa; Arthropoda; Insecta; Lepidoptera; Pieridae
Gene: Rpt2
Product: 26S proteasome regulatory subunit 4
Exons: 9
Coding region: 90-1409 (439 amino acids)
Biological process (GO): proteasome-mediated ubiquitin-dependent protein catabolic process
Cellular component (GO): proteasome regulatory particle, base subcomplex
Molecular function (GO): ATP binding; ATP hydrolysis activity; proteasome-activating activity
Source: RefSeq, a predicted model, not a curated record
GAGAUGAAGUAAAAAUUGAUUCAUUUUCGAUCUCAUUGUUUGUGUUUUAAAAGUAUUGAAAUAAAGUUGUUACUUUUUUGAUCUGAAUUAUGGGUCAAAACCAAUCAGGUGGUGGAAGCGGUGGUGACAAGAAAGACGAUAAAGAUAAGAAGAAGAAGUACGAACCUCCGAUCCCUACGAGGGUUGGCAAGAAGAAGCGUAAGGCUAAGGGUCCUGAUGCUGCAUUGAAGUUACCACAAGUGACUCCGCAUACGCGGUGUAGGCUAAAAUUGUUAAAACUCGAAAGAAUAAAGGAUUAUCUUCUUAUGGAAGAAGAAUUUAUUCGCAAUCAGGAACGUCUGAAGCCCCAAGAGGAGAAGAUAGAAGAGGAGCGUUCCAAGGUCGAUGACUUAAGAGGAACACCUAUGUCUGUUGGCAAUCUAGAAGAAAUAAUAGAUGAUAACCAUGCCAUUGUCUCUACAUCUGUGGGAAGUGAGCAUUAUGUUAGCAUUUUAUCAUUCGUGGACAAAGAUCAAUUGGAGCCUGGAUGCUCUGUUCUAUUAAAUCAUAAGGUUCAUGCAGUUGUUGGUGUACUAGGUGAUGAUACAGAUCCUAUGGUAUCUGUUAUGAAGUUGGAGAAGGCUCCACAGGAAACAUAUGCUGAUAUUGGUGGUCUUGAUACUCAAAUUCAGGAAAUUAAGGAGUCAGUUGAGCUGCCGUUAACUCAUCCAGAGUAUUAUGAAGAGAUGGGUAUCAAGCCACCGAAAGGUGUCAUUUUAUACGGACCUCCAGGAACUGGUAAAACUCUUCUGGCUAAAGCUGUUGCUAAUCAGACAUCGGCUACAUUCCUUAGAGUUGUUGGUUCUGAACUUAUUCAGAAAUAUUUGGGUGAUGGACCAAAACUUGUGCGAGAAUUGUUCAGAGUGGCCGAAGAACAUGCUCCAUCAAUAGUAUUCAUUGAUGAAAUUGAUGCUGUUGGUACAAAACGGUAUGAUUCAAAUUCUGGUGGUGAAAGAGAAAUUCAAAGAACUAUGUUGGAACUAUUGAAUCAAUUGGACGGUUUUGAUUCAAGGGGUGAUGUCAAGGUUAUCAUGGCUACUAAUCGUAUAGAGACAUUGGAUCCAGCGUUGAUUCGUCCAGGGCGUAUUGAUAGAAAGAUUGAGUUCCCACUGCCUGAUGAAAAGACAAAGAGACGUAUCUUCACUAUUCACACAUCAAGAAUGACGUUAGCUGACGAUGUUAACUUGUCAGAGCUUAUUAUGUCCAAGGAUGAUCUCUCUGGUGCUGAUAUAAAGGCAAUUUGUACUGAAGCUGGGUUGAUGGCAUUGCGAGAGCGUCGUAUGAAAGUCACUAAUGAAGAUUUUAAGAAGUCUAAGGAGAGUGUCUUAUAUCGCAAAAAAGAAGGAACUCCUGAAGGAUUGUACCUUUAAAUAUAUAAUUUUUUUCUUAAUACAUAUGUGCAUUGUAAUGAAAGUUGAUUAAAAAACUUUUAACCUCCAUUGA